This is a messenger RNA of Aspergillus aculeatus ATCC 16872, 2735 nucleotides long. RefSeq names its product putative TBC domain protein. NCBI's taxonomy places the organism in Eukaryota, Fungi, Ascomycota, Eurotiomycetes, Eurotiales, Aspergillaceae. Gene Ontology annotation, biological process: activation of GTPase activity. Gene Ontology annotation, molecular function: GTPase activator activity. The record is from RefSeq and is a predicted model, not a curated record. The transcript has a single exon. The coding region runs from base 258 to 2573 and encodes 771 amino acids.
GCCUGGUCCAACGGGCGCGACUGCCGUUCGACUUCACUCUUCGUGUAUAUCAGAUCAACCCUGCGACGUCGAACGCAUCAUCAUUUAAACAUUUUUUGCUCUGAUUGGGUCAACGCUCGCGGCGCGAUCGGAACCCGGCGCAGUCAAUUCUUUGUUUAUAUCGACACCGACCUCAUUCGUCUUUUUAGAAGUCUAUUAUCGGGUUCGUUUUUCCCACUGCUGGAGCGUGUCGUCUGAAAGUCGAACCACUGUCCGCGAUGACGACCAUCUGCUCGACUCCAAAUUCUCCGCCCGAUCUGACCGGGUCCAAAUCCUCCAAGUCUUCCUCCUUUCGUUCUUCCUCCCAACAUUCCGGCCCCGAGGCUCUUUUCACCGAUAUCGCCAACUUCGAAGAAGUCGACCUCCAAGACGAAGCGCACAUCGCCUAUAUGGACACUAAGGUCCCUUUUAGUCGGGCGGGCACUAUCACGCAGACUUUCCCAGCUAGGAUGCAGGCCAAGUCCGCUGUAGUUACGACCCGCGACUUGACCGCCACGAAACCGAGUAAAUUGACGGGACAGACUAAUGGCACCCUGACCCAGCCGGGCCGCGGCGGACACAACACCAAGACCGGAACUCAGCGGGAUCCUACUGCGAAUAAGCAUGCACCACUUCAAGUGUCUAAGCCCCGUCGAUCGCGAUCGAAUUCGCCUUUGCGACCCACUUUGAGCUUAGGAUCCUCACCUUCCACACACAGCUUGUCUCUGGCUCCCGCUGCUCCCCGGACACUCAACCGCAAGCCAUCCUGGCAGCGCACUCGCAGAACGCUCAAGGAUCUGGAGGAGGAAUACCACGAUUCUGAUGAUGACUUGCCCGAAGAUGCCAGUCUCUGGAACGUUCCCAUCUCUCCCCGACCGAUGCAAGAUCGAGCCCCUUCCCGGAGUACAAGUCCAAACGGCCGCAGCCCGGGACCCCGGCCAUUGCCUCUGUCACAUUCCGUCUCAGAUGUGACCCUUCCAAAGUCCCCAUCGGGCUCGCGAUCCCCUACGUCACGGAAGGCUCGCUCCAAGCCACGGUCCAGCUCUGCCGGGCCGGAACGAGGCCAGAUUUCUCCUCGCAAUCCGCGAACCUACUCGUAUAACAACAUGAUGUCGGACCUGUCGGAAGAGGCGCGGAUCAUCACUGAGGCGCUGGAGUUUCAUGCUGACGAGCGAGAGCGUCGGCGUGGAGAGACUUUGCAGAGCGGGCUGUCUUCUUUGAGGUCUAGCACGGACUCCAAGCAGGGCUCAAAGACACCGAUUGAGCUGCCACCGUUGCAGAAGUCGAAUAUCAUGAUUGACCCGUUGCCUAUCAGCAAGGAGAAAGAAAAGGUGCUGAGUCGGACACGGCCAAGCUGGCUGCCGCCGAAGGAUCCUUUGGAGGAAAAGCGGCAUCUGAAGGAGUACAAGAAGAUGAUGGCACAGUCUCGGGAAGCAGGCAAGUUUGCGUCCAAGGCUAGCUUCGACAGGCCACUAACAUUUGGUACAGACAAACGUCGAGCUGCCAAAGUCGCUUCCGAGAAAUGCGAGAAGGACAAUACUCGGGAAACCCUGCAACAAAUUUGGGACGAGUACGUCUAUCCAAACUGGGAUAACGUCAUUCAGGAGCCGCGCACGCGGGAGCUCUGGUGGCGCGGUGUGCCGCCGCGACUUCGGGGAUCGACCUGGCAGCGGGCCAUCGGCAAUGAGCUGGCUCUCUCCGACGAAACGUACAAGAAGGCGUUGCAACGGGCCAAGGACGUGCGUGCCCGUCCGGACAGUGAUACUGGGGAAAGCAACAAGCGAAUGCGGGAGUGGUUCGCGACUAUCGAGCAGGACGUGUCUAAGGCUUUCCCGGAUUUGAAGCUAUUUCAACCUGGUGGUCCACUUCGCGAGACGUUGAUCGACGUUUUGGAGGCCUACUCGAUGUAUCGGAGCGAUGUUGGAUACAUCACUGGACUGCAUACCAUUGCGGCCCUACUGGUCCUCCAGUUCCCGUCUCCGUCCUCCGCGUUCCUCGCUAUGGCCAAUGCGCUAAACCGCCCUCUUCCUGUUGCCUUUUUGACACUCGACCGCGGGGCUAUCGGUCGGACAUAUUCGCUAGCGUCCGCGACGCUUAAAUACAAGUUCCCACGUCUUUCAACGCACCUCUACGAGACACUCCGUCUCAGCGAUGAGGAAAUCUGGGAACCGAUGUUCCGCUCCCUCCUGACAAACGGGCUGGACUUGGAGCGUCUCAGCCGAGUCUGGGACUGCUGGGUAUUCGAAGGAGAUCGGAUCAUGAUUCGCGCGGCAGUUGCGACUCUGGGCAGCUUGCAGCUGCAGCUGUUUGGCUUCACCAAACCCGAUGACCAGAGUCGACGGUCGGUGCAGGGGAUCCUGAGCUGGGGACCGCGUCAGGCGGGGACCACCAGUAGCACAGAGCAACGCCACAGUGCACCGGCAGCUCCUAUGCCGGCAGGAUUUGGUGGUGGAGGUCUAGCAUCUUCCGGGGUUGGUGACUACUGGCGACUCUCCUCGGCAGGCGACGAGGAUGGAUUUAUGAGCGAGGUGAGAGAAGCAGGGAAGGUUCGGUGAUUACUUCCAUUCGUUUCUCAUUUCUUAUUCUUGAAUAUAAUUCUGCUGCAGCGGUUACAAUAUUGGCUGCAACUGUUAAUAGGAUGGACUGGUCUGUCUUUAGUUCAGCGGGUAGUAAAUCAAACUCGCUGUGAAUACAUAGGAACUGUUGUUUCGUUGGGC